Molecule: messenger RNA, 1464 nt
Organism: Pectinophora gossypiella (pink bollworm)
Lineage: Eukaryota; Metazoa; Arthropoda; Insecta; Lepidoptera; Gelechiidae
Exons: 10
Coding region: 1-1464 (487 amino acids)
Biological process (GO): sensory perception of taste
Cellular component (GO): membrane
Source: RefSeq, a predicted model, not a curated record
AUGUCGAAGCGACACGAGUGCUCGGUGUGGGGCGCACUGGCGCUGACGCUGCGAGUCUCACGAGUGGCAGGUGUGGCGCCGCUGCGAAUGGUGCGCGAGCGAGACGGCUGGCGCGCCAGUGUCUCGCGCCCGGUCGCUCUCUACGGCUAUACACUGCUGUUUGCGCUACACACAGGCAUCUUGACGGGUAUAGCAUUAGAUUUAAACUUGGACAAGAAACGCUCGGUGAUCACCAGGACUCCGACGGCCACUACCAUGUGGCUGAUAGAAUCGUUUGUCGUGACUACCAUCGUCACUAUUCAGGCACAGACCAUCAACAAAACUCUUAAAAGUGGCGCGGACACCAAGACACUAACUGGGGCCCUCGCUAUAGUGGGUGCCAACUGGUAUUUCGCAGAAUAUCUGUCUACCUUCUUGUUUGAAGCGUUUACGCAUAACAAAGAUUGGAGAGUAGUUAUCAUCUACUCGUGCUUCUUCUUCGAGUUCCUGAUGAUGACGUUGUUGCUGCUUCAAUUCAUCUUCAUCGCUCUCGUGGUCAAGUCCUUGUUGAAGUCCAUCAACGACACCCUUAGUGAUCUCAUCUAUACUGUCGACUUGCAAAGAAUGUCCUACAUGCCUUGCUACUUGGCCAGUACAGGAAAUAUAAAGAAUAUCGCAAUUCCAAUACACUCUAUCAACAUCGCCGUUGAUAAAAUGCAUGUGAAAGAGAAGAUGAAAAAAUUUGAUUCCACAACAGAGGCGAAUCUUGAAGAGCACAUCCGCAGCCUGAUCUUAUACUUCGGCACGGCAUGCGACGUGGUGCGCCGCGUAGACCGCAGCUACGGCCACAUCAUGCUGCUUAUAGUGGGCUCAUACAUGCUCUACCUCGUCGUGCCCGCCUACUACUUCGUCUCUUUCCUUUUGAGUACAAAAAUGCGGCGACUGGAUGUGAUGCUACAAGUGAUCAACUAUCUCUUCCAUUUCACAUACACUGUGAUAGGCGUGGAACCGGGACAUAGGACUAGUCUGGAGAUGGACCGCACGCAGCAGUUGGUAACGGAGCUGGUGCAGCGAGUGUCGACUGCGCAGGAUUCCGUGACGCUCGGGUCACGGAAUCCUGCGCUCGGGUCGGGCUCGGGGAAGGUCACUUACUCGCCUAUGGGCGUCUGUACUAACAAACCUGCUAACACGUUGUUGGGCACAUCAAACAAGUCCGAAUGCGUGGUGUGGGGUGCGCUGGCGACGUCGUUACGACUGUCCCGGUUGUUCGGUGGCGCGCCGCUGCGGUUGGUGCGCGAACGCAACGGCUGGCGGGCCAAAGCGUAUCGCGUGUACAGGCUGGCGGGCGGGAGGGGGGAGGGUGACAUCGCUCAGUGCACGCCACUCACAUCCCUCGUCUCCACUGUGCGUCGUUCACUCACAGCUCACAUCUCCGCUUCCAUCGCGCCAUACCGCAUGAAGCGGAGCGGAAAGAUGUGUCAAUAA